UCCCUACACUGUCUCCUUCUCUGUCGAUACCUCCAAAAAGCCCCCACCCCGCCAUUAUUGAUCCAUCAUCACACAUCAAACCUCUUCGCCAAAAAGUUUUCAUUCCCCACAAUCAUUUUUCCCCCUAUCUUUUUGCUAAUUCCUUCAUGAUCAUGCUCCAUAGUCUGUUAACCCCUCUCCACCACCACCCCGCCAAUAAUUCAUCCAUGUCCGCCGCCGGGAAGCGCGCCGUUGACCUGUCGAGCACUUCCGAUGAGGAACCCAUCAAGCGCCGGAGGUCUCAUCUUUCCCUCGAGGAAGACCUACAAGCUGAGGAAGAGGAGGAGGUGGAGCAGCUCCACCCCGCCGCCUGUGAGGAUGAUGGCGACUCCACGGGGCUCCGCCUGCUCGGGCUGCUUUUACAGUGCGCGGAAUGCGUGGCCAUUGACAACCUAGAUGAUGCCGGGCGGCUUCUCCCCGAGAUAGCCGAGCUGUCCUCUCCGUUCGGGUCCUCCGCCCAACGUGUCGGCGCGUACUUCGCUGACGCCCUGUCUUCGCGGAUCAUCAGCUCGUACCUUGGUACCUACUCCCCCCUCUCUCCUUUCUCCAAAACCCACGUCCAAAAACGCCUCAGCGCCGUCCAAAUCUACAAUUCCGUCGCCCCUUUGAUCAAAUUCUCGCAUUUCACGGCUAAUCAGGCCAUCCAGCAGGCCGUCGAUGGCGCCGAUCACGUUCACGUCAUCGAUCUAGACAUCAUGCAGGGCCUCCAAUGGCCAGGAUUGUUCCAUAUCCUCGCCUCGAAAACGCGGAAGAUCAAGUCGUUCAGAAUCACCGGGCUCGGAUCUUCAGCAGAGCUGCUGAGCUCCACCGGCCAGCGUUUAGCUGAAUUCGCAAGUGCACUUAGCAUUCCAUUCCAAUUCCAUCCCCUGGAAGGAAAAAUCGGUUACAUAAAGGACAUCAAUGAAUUGAACAUCAAAUUGGGAGAAGUUGUGGUGGUGCAUUGGAUGCAUCAUUGCUUGUACGACGUAACGGGGAGCGAUUUAGGAGCUUUAAGAAUCCUGUCUUUGAUCAGGCCCAAGUUGAUAACCAUUGUGGCGCAGGAUUUGAGCCAUGGGGGAAGUUUCUUGGGGCGGUUUGUUGAAGCGUUGCAUUACUAUUCGGCAUUGUUUGACGCUUUGGGGGAAGGAUUAGCAGCGGAGAGCGAGGAGAGGCACACAGUGGAGCAGCAGCUAUUUGGGAGUGAGAUUAGGAACAUUGUGGCUGUGGGCGGGCCGAAACGGACAGGCGAGGUGAAGGUGGAGAAAUGGGGGGAUGAGUUAUUUAAGGUGGGGUUCCGGCCAGUUUCCCUGGCGGGUAAUCCUGCUGCUCAAGCGACCCUGUUGCUUGGAAUGUUCCCUUGGCAGGGGUAUACAUUGGUGGAGGAAAAUGGAUGCUUGAAGCUAGGGUGGAAGGAUUUAUCAUUGCUCACGGCCUCGGCAUGGCAGCCCUCAGAUUAGCAUGGUUGCCCAACAACCCAUUUGUCAUUGGGAUGUGAGAAUGAAAAUCGAAACUUGGCACAUUGUCAAGAAUUCAUCAAAUGGUGAUUAUAAUGGGGGUUCUAAAGACUUACAAGGUGUUUCACUGAGUUUAUAAGCUCUGUAAAAUAUUUUAUAAGAUGUUGAAGAGCUUAUAAGAUAUUUGUAACGUCGGGUAGAUCUUUCAGGAAAUGAGCUUAUAGAAUUCAGAAAUAAGAUGUUAGGAGCUCAACUUGAUUUUCCGGCAAUGAAGUUUGUUUUUGUUAUGUGAGAAAGUAGUUAGGGACUUGGCACAUUGUCAAGAAUUGAUCAACUGCUGCUGCUGAUGGGGUUUACAGAGAGUUUAAGAUUUUGAAAGGUCUCAUAACAAUGUGAGAAGAUAUCGAUGUUCUUAGUUUUGAUUUAAUAAUGGGGGGAUUAAUGAAUCACAUUCGCAAGGUCAACUUGUUCGCUUUAAAUUUCUACGUGUCAUGAGGAUGAUGCAUUGCAUUUGUUCAUCCUGAUACAUGUUAUACCUUCAUGGCCAAAAUGGAAAAGGUUGCGCCAAUUCAUAGACUGAUAAACAUUGGUUUCAUGGUGUCUUUUCCA
Messenger RNA from Sesamum indicum (sesame), 2081 nucleotides. RefSeq names its product scarecrow-like protein 23. The record is from RefSeq and is a predicted model, not a curated record. Lineage: Eukaryota; Viridiplantae; Streptophyta; Magnoliopsida; Lamiales; Pedaliaceae.